Messenger RNA from Penicillium salamii, 1224 nucleotides. The record is from the annotation of a GenBank genome assembly. NCBI's taxonomy places the organism in Eukaryota, Fungi, Ascomycota, Eurotiomycetes, Eurotiales, Aspergillaceae.
AUGACUGGCUUUGCCAAAUUCGCCCUCUCAGUCCAAAAAGUCCGGGCCGCGAUCCGAAAGAAAGGCAAGGAAGCCAAGCGGGAAAGUAGUAAACAUGCAGUUCUACCGUCCACGCCAUCCCCAUGGGAUCUCCCCGUCGAGAUUCAAAUCCGCAUAUUCGCCUACUGCGGUAUUGUUGAUUUCCAUCCGCUGAGACUCGUCUGCAAGGCGUUCUACCAGCUACUCACUUCCAAUGAACACGAGAUUGUACGCCAAUAUCUCCGUCUACGUCGUCACGGCACCCUCCCUUCCCCAAUUGAUGACGAUCGCAUCUACACGCGCAACCCGGGCGACGAUGUCGUGCUCUUGUCGGACCUGUUCCCUCCCUCCAAGAGUGCCCGCGGUGGACAUCUUUACACGUUCAAGUAUCUGCAUGGGCUUCGUCGCAGACAAAUGCUCUGCUCGAGACUCUGCUAUUAUCUUGCAGAUCGCAUCCUCGAUCGAUUUAUCCAAACCGAACCGGCCGUCAUGAAAGCUUCGUUCCCUUCGAAGCGAAACGAACGCAAUGCUCUCGUCAAACGAGGCAUAGCCAGCAUAUGGUUCCAUCUUGCACCGCUCAUGUACUACACCCUCUAUUUCCUCGAAACGUACGCCUCCGCUAGACGCGAACACACCAAUAUGUUGGUUCAAAAAUACGAAGCUGGAAAGUUGCCAGUCCCCUUCCCGCUCGAAAUUCGACAGAGGAUGUAUCGUGAGCUUCAAACUCGCAUCUUGCAAACACCCCCAUUCACCAACACCGCGGCACUGGUAGCAACACAUCACUGUAUGCAUUUACUCGUCUCAUACAUACGAUACACGAUGAAUUCCGAGGUGCAAGUGGAAACCGACGAUUCAUGGAUCAGCUCGCUGCUGACAUUGGCGCCCUUCGUGCGCAUCGUGGAGUUUUUCUCGGCAGAAAUUGGCGAUGGAGGAAGUCAGCGAACGCAGCGCAAAGACUUCAUGUACAACUUCUAUCACGACAUGACGAUGUAUCAAAAGGAUCAUAUGAACUCUGUUGUUUUUGCGCGUGCCUCUGCACAAAACUUGCAUAGCUCUGUGGAUGAUAUUUGGUUUGCCGCUGCCGAGGCGGAGUUGAGGGCUCGAAAUGCUAUGCCCCAUGAUGUGGAGCAUGUCUGGGUGUGGAAUGGUAUUCCUAUUGUUUUUGGGUGUCCGCAUUGCCAUCGUACAAGAGGAUGGCAGGCUUGA